Messenger RNA from Lotus japonicus, 927 nucleotides. Its product is annotated as 40S ribosomal protein S9-2. Gene Ontology annotation, biological process: positive regulation of translational fidelity; translation. The transcript is spliced from 3 exons. The coding region runs from base 134 to 727 and encodes 197 amino acids. Gene Ontology annotation, molecular function: structural constituent of ribosome; rRNA binding. The record is from RefSeq and is a predicted model, not a curated record. Lineage: Eukaryota; Viridiplantae; Streptophyta; Magnoliopsida; Fabales; Fabaceae. Gene Ontology annotation, cellular component: cytosolic small ribosomal subunit.
UUUCACCCGGAGAAGAAUUAGGGUUUCCCAUCUCUUAAAAGGAGAAAACGAAGCCUCAAAAGAUCCACUCUCAGUCGCAGCAGCAGAAGCAAAACGGAGGAGGAGUGAGCGCACCGCACCGCCGCAUUUCACGAUGGUGCACGUUUCAUUUUACCGCAACUAUGGGAAGACGUUCAAGAAGCCCCGCCGUCCGUACGAGAAGGAGCGUCUGGACGCGGAGCUGAAGCUCGUCGGAGAAUACGGUCUCCGGUGCAAGCGCGAGCUCUGGAGGGUGCAGUACGCGCUCAGCCGCAUCCGCAACAACGCUAGGAACCUGCUCACGCUUGAUGAGAAGAAUCCUCGCCGGAUCUUUGAGGGUGAGGCUUUGUUGAGGAGGAUGUUUCGUUAUGGGCUUCUUGAUGAGACUCAGAACAAGCUUGAUUAUGUUCUUGCUCUUACUGUUGAGAAUUUUCUCGAGCGAAGGCUUCAGACUCUUGUGUUUAAGUCUGGGAUGGCUAAGUCGAUUCAUCAUGCUAGGGUUCUUAUCAGACAGAGGCAUAUCAGGGUUGGAAGGCAGGUGGUGAACAUUCCAUCUUUCAUGGUGAGGGUUGACUCACAGAAGCAUAUUGACUUUUCACUCACCAGUCCUCUUGGUGGUGGACGCCCCGGAAGAGUGAAGCGAAAGAACCAAAAGGCUGCUGCUAAGAAGGCCUCUGGUGGAGAUGGUGAUGAGGAAGAUGAGGACUAAACUAUCACUGUUUGUUGCUUACUAUUAGUGUUUCUAGAUCUUGUGCUGCCUUUUAUUUGGUGUCCUCACUCUUAUUAUUGACUGUUAUACCUGUUUUUUAAUCAUUGCUUCUUGUGUUAGAAAAUAUACUUUGCCCUAAGAUAUUAUGUUGUUUUGAACUUGGUUAUUUGAAGUAUCAAGCUUUUUCUUGUGUUAGAAAA